Molecule: messenger RNA, 1443 nt
Organism: Babesia microti strain RI
Lineage: Eukaryota; Apicomplexa; Aconoidasida; Piroplasmida; Babesiidae
Product: mitochondrial processing peptidase
Exons: 10
Coding region: 1-1443 (480 amino acids)
Biological process (GO): proteolysis
Cellular component (GO): mitochondrion
Molecular function (GO): metal ion binding; metalloendopeptidase activity
Source: RefSeq, a predicted model, not a curated record
AUGGCCUCAAAGUUGUGCCGUGCCCUGAGCAUUCAGAAAAGGAACUUCUUUUCUAAAUGUAGCCAGGUGCCUCUUGAAAAGUACAUGUCAAAUCCAAAGUUCCUUCCGCAGACUUGGAAUCAGCCAACUACAGAAAUCUCAACCCUAGAUAACGGCCUUAGGGUUGCUAGUGUAAAGACCCAGGAUGAAACCGUCACUGUGGGCGUUUGGAUUUACAGCGGUUCCAGGUACGAGACAGCUGAGACAAACGGCACAGCCCACUUUUUGGAGCACAUGAUUUUUAAGGGCACUGAGAAGAGAACUAGAGUUCAGUUGGAGCGGCAGAUUGAGGCCAAAGGCGCGCAUUUAAAUGCAUAUACCGCAAGGGAACAGACUGGAUACUAUGCUAAAUGCUUUGCCAAGGAUACGACUUGGUGUAUCGAAUUACUGUCAGAUAUUUUGCAAAAUAGUGUUAUAGAUCCGGGGCAAAUGGAAACUGAGAAGCACGUUAUACUCCGCGAAAUGGAAGAGGUGGAAAAGUCCAAAGAUGAAGUGAUAUUUGAUAGAUUACAUAUGACAGCUUUUAGGGAUUCUUCUUUAGGGUUCACCAUUUUGGGUCCAGAAGAAAACAUUCGCAACAUGAAACGACAGCACCUGAUUGACUAUAUCAAUGCAAAUUAUACUACUGACAGAAUGGUGUUGUGUGCCGUUGGCAAUGUGGAUCACAACAAACUGGUGGCUGAUGCCAAUACCUACAUGUCAACUCUCAGGCGUGGAGAUAAGAAGGAGAGGACUGAAGUUAAACCCUUUUUUGUAGGAUCGGAGCUACUUAACAGAAAUGAUGACAUGGGCCCUACUGCUCAUGUUGCAGUUGCUUUUGAGGGCGUGCCCUGGGACUCUCCCGACGUAAUCGCCUUCAUGCUUAUGCAAUCGAUAAUAGGUACUUAUAGGAAAGACGAGGGGAUAAUUCCUGGCAAAAUAUCUGGCAACAGGACUAUACAUGCAGUGGCGAACAGAAUGACUGUUGGGUGUGCUGACAUGUUUACUGCCUUUAAUACUUGUUACAAGGAUACUGGCCUAUUCGGGUUUUAUGCCCAGUGUGACGAAGUUGCUAUUGACCAUUGCAUUGGGGAGCUUAUGUUUGGCAUCACUUCUCUCUCCUAUAGCGUUACUGAUGAGGAAGUGGAGAGGGCUAAGAAGCAGCUUCUCACCCAGUUCCUAGGUAUGAUGGAUUCAACCUCUACUUUGGCUGAGGAGGUGGCUAGGCAGGUUUUGGUAUACGGGAGGAGAAUUCCACUCUCUGAAUUCAUUAUAAGAUUACAGGCAAUCGACUCGGAGGAGAUAAAGAGGGUGGCGUGGAAGUACCUGCAUGAUCAGGAGAUCGCCGUAACGGCAUUGGGACCUAUUCACGGAAUACCACCGCUGCACGAUAUCCGCCAGAAGACUUACUGGCUGAGAUACUAA